AUGGCAGAUAAAAAGAAAAAAAUAUUUACAUCCAAGGAAACAUUAACACCUAGAAGACCAACAAUACUAAAGUCUGACCGUGAUGUCUCUAAAGAAAAUAAAGAGAAACAAGAAAAAGAGAAAGAGAAACCCCCAACAAUCAUACUUAAAACGCGUGAACAAAGUGCCCCUAAAGAUGAAAGGCCUAUCAGCCCAAAAACAUUGAAGACAUCAUCAACAUCGGAUGGUGAUGGGAUGCACCCUUCUAAAAUAGCGCAGAAUGAAAAUAAAGAAAAAAGAGAACACAAACCUAGUCCUCCUCUGAAGUUAAUGUCAGAACCAAUCAAAUUGCUAGAUGAAAACCUGGAAUUUAAUAAUACCGCUGUAGAGUUUCUGAAUGACUCUAACACUAAUUAUCUUAUCAUUGGUGUGAUUGGAACACAAGGUGUUGGAAAAUCGAUGGUUUCCAAUUUGAUAGCCCUAAAUAAACAUACACAGAAUCUUUGUAGUUAUAUUUUACAUUCCCAUGAACUGACCUCGGAAACUACAUAUGAUCAAAACGAUGUCAAAUCUUUGGAGAAUCAAAUGGAAGCGAUGGACUUUAUCGAAACAUCUGCAAAAAUCAAUGACAAGUCAGAUAUUGAUUUCAAAUUUAAAAUGCAAGAUAUUUCGCAAAUCGAGAAAGGAGUUCAUUGUACAAAAGGUGUAGAUAUGUAUGUUACGAGUGACCGAGUGAUAGUACUAGACUGCCAAGCUCUGUUCUCUCCGGCCCUGAUCGAGGAGUUCAGUGCUAGUCCAGUGACAGCCAGGAGUGCGAAUGUAGUGACAGUGGAUUGCCUGCAAGUGGCUUCCUUUCUGAUGUCCGUGUGUCAUGUGCUUGUGGCAAUACAAGAUUGGUUCACGGACUACAAUUUUUUAAGAUAUAUUCAGGCUGCAGAGAUGUUGCGGCCGUCGCUGUGGACGUCGGGGGCGGGGGCGGGAGCGGGCGCGGGGGGCGGGGCCGACGCCGCACCUGCCGGCGACGCGCACCCGCACCUGCUGCUGCUGCACAACAGGUGUCAACUUGAAGAUUUCACUCCUGAGGCAUUGAAGACUAUGCAAGAUUUAUAUAGGAAAGUAUUCCAAAGGUCGAAUCUGCAGUUGAAAUCCGGCAUGUAUAUGUACAGUGAUUCAAACAAGAAUGGUCUGAAUAUGGACAGCGUGUGCAAGGGGCAUAAUGUUGAUAACUGUGGACCACCGAUCAACUUGUUCCUGCUACCUGAAGUCUACUCCGACUAUGACAACCGAGAAAUAUACCGUGGCCAUCCACCUUUCGAGCAACUAGCAAAACGUCUCCGAUGGAUGAUCUUUGGCGUCAACAGGCAUCAGAUCACGAAUGUGCCCAACUUAUCAGAGAAAGGAUGGUUCCAAUACUCCUCCAAAGCAUGGGAAACCAUUAGAAAGUGCACUUUCUUCAUGGAGUAUGAGAGAUUCUUACCUUGA
Messenger RNA from Diatraea saccharalis (sugarcane borer), 1461 nucleotides. The record is from the annotation of a GenBank genome assembly. NCBI's taxonomy places the organism in Eukaryota, Metazoa, Arthropoda, Insecta, Lepidoptera, Crambidae.